UUCAGAGGGCAGCACUCCAGGGAUAACUGUGGGCCAGUGCCAAGAGCCAGCAUUUCUCACUCCCCUCCCACCCGCCUCCGCCCCUGCCACACACCCCGAUAUAGAAUGACAGCACAUUGCCACAAUUUAAAUGACUCUGCCUCUGCCCCCGUGGAAGGACAGGUCCUCCAGAGAGCACCAGCCACAGCAGCUGUCCAUUCUCCCAGAAAAAAUCUUCAUCAUGGCCUACAAAGCAGCACAUUUGGCCUUUAAGUCGCGCUGGCACAAGACGGAUGAAGAGCUCUGUCGGCACAGCAUGUCCUUUGUCUUGCACAAGGCCAUCCAGAACGACUUCUUCAAGUGCUACCUUUACCUGCUGGAAAAGCUCCCCCUGGUGAAACUUUAUGCUCUGACAAGCCAAGUCAUCAACGGGGAGAUGCAGUUCUACGCCAGGGCCAAACACUUCUACCGGGAGGUGCCGGCCACGGAGGAGGGAAUGAUGGGAGACUACAUCGAGCUCUCCAACACCGACGUCGAAUCCUCACGGGAAUUCCUCAGGAAGUUUGUUGGGGGGGUGGGGAAAGCUGGCACCAGCCGUGCCCUGGACUGUGGCUCUGGGAUAGGUCGGAUCAGCAAGCACGUCCUGCUGCCGGUUUUCAAGAGUGUGGAGCUGGUGGAUAUGAUGGAGAAUUUCCUGGCUGAGGUCCCAAACUACCUGCAGGGCAAGGAGGACAGAGUGGAGAUGUAUUACUGCAAAAGCCUCCAGGAAUUCACACCGGCCCCUAAAAGAUACGACGUCAUCUGGAUUCAGUGGGUGUCAGGAUAUCUGACAGACAAAGAUCUCCUGGAGUUCCUCAUCCGCUGCCAGGGUGGCCUGAAGGAUAACGGCGUCAUCAUCCUGAAGGACAAUGUGGCCAGGGAGGGCUGCACCCUGGACUGCCUGGACAGCAGCGUGAUCCGAGACCUGAACAUCCUGCACAGCCUCAUCGAGAUGAGCGGCCUCACCAUCCUGCGCGAGGAGAGGCAGCAGGGCUUCCCCGAGCAGUGUGUCCCUGUCUGGAUGCUGGCCAUGCAGAAGGGCCCUGGCCACUCCUGA
This is a messenger RNA of Passer domesticus (house sparrow), 1075 nucleotides long. It is a transcript of the gene NTMT2, whose product is annotated as N-terminal Xaa-Pro-Lys N-methyltransferase 2. NCBI's taxonomy places the organism in Eukaryota, Metazoa, Chordata, Aves, Passeriformes, Passeridae. The record is from RefSeq and is a predicted model, not a curated record. Gene Ontology annotation, cellular component: cytoplasm. The transcript is spliced from 4 exons. Bases 131 to 1075 code for a protein of 314 amino acids. Gene Ontology annotation, molecular function: N-terminal protein N-methyltransferase activity. Gene Ontology annotation, biological process: N-terminal protein amino acid methylation.